AUGGCCGACGAUGGAAUGCUUCUCAACUUCGCGGUUGGUGACCAACCGUGGGCUCCCAAGACUACCGCAUACAAGGGCGGUCGCUGGAAGGAUCGUUUGACCGCAAAAAAGGCCUUGCAAUACGGCCAGAACAAGAGCAAUCCAGACUACAAGAAGGAAAAUGAUGCAAGAAAUGAUGUGCGAUCAGGCUCCAACUCGGAACCUCGUCCCUUCAAGCGCCAAAAGACCGACACUGGCGAAUACAAGCCUACACAUACCACCGGCCGCACCGGCCCAAGGGACAGCAACAACCCUCCCAGACAACGCCCCAAGGAGGUCAUCUCCUCUCUGUUCACAUACAACCCUACUGCCACAACCGCUCCUGUUGAAGAAGACGAAGAGGCAGACGAUGCCGAACCUAUACAGCCUUCCAACGCCCCCCUAAGCUCCGAACUCGACACUUUCACCUCCUUGGGCCUGUCACCGAACGUCGCUCGCCACCUGCUCGAGAAGAUGGGAAUCAAGGCUCCUACAGCUAUUCAAGCAAAGGCUGUUGCACAACUGGUAAAGGACGACUCGGACGCUUUCAUCCAAGCAGAGACUGGUUCCGGUAAAACAUUGGCCUACCUUCUUCCCAUUGUACAACGCUUGGUCACCAUGUCCGAGACUGCGAGGAAAGAAAACGGUGGUACUGGUGGUCUCAAUCGAGACUCUGGACUGUUUGCCAUCAUCCUGGCCCCUACGCGAGAACUCAGCAAGCAGAUCUCUACUGUUCUUGAGUCAUUACUGGGAGCCGCCCACUGGAUCGUCGCUGGUACCGUUAUUGGUGGAGAGAAGAAACAAUCCGAGAAGGCGAGACUGAGAAAAGGCCUGAACAUCCUGGUAGCAACACCUGGUCGUCUGGUCGAUCACCUGGAACACACUGAGAGACUGGAUGUCAGUAAUGUAAGAUGGCUAGUGCUGGAUGAAGGUGAUCGCUUGAUGGAGCUUGGUUUCGAAAACGACAUUCAGAAAAUCGUCUCCCUGAUGAAUCUGCGUAUGCGCAAGGUGCAGCAAACACCAAUCCCGGGAUUGCCUGAGAAGAGAACGACUGUCUUGUGUUCUGCUACCAUCAAGAUGGACGUCGAAAGAUUGGGCAACAUCACUCUGAAGGAGGCCGUAUCAAUCUCUGCCGAGAAGCCUAGGAGUGCCGAAGAUGCAGAAAAGAGUGGCCAUGCCUUCUCGGCGCCCGCCCAGUUGAAGCAAUCAUAUGCUGUCGUACCCGCCAAGCUAAGACUGGUAACACUUGCCGCCAUUCUCCGGCGAUCAUUUACUAGGAAGGGAUCGGUCAUGAAGACUAUCGUGUUCAUGUCAUGCGCCGACUCUGUUGAUUUCCACUUCGAAGUUCUGACGCGUGGCGGAGAGAAGAAGAUUACUGGAUCUGAAGCCAAGGAGGAAAGGAAAAAGAACCCCGAGUUAUCCGAACUGGACAAGAUGAAUCCUAUCACGACUACUGCGAGAAAGGAGAAAGAGAAGGAACUGUCAAACUACGAAAAGAAGCUAGCUCCUGGAAAGAUCAGACAAGGAGGUUCGAUUGACGACGCAUGCACCGAGGCCAUCUCACCCAUCAUCUCGGGCAAGGACAACGAUGUCUCCAUUUUCCGUAUGCACGGUUCGCUUCCUCAAAACAUUCGUACUUCUACACUCAAGGCCUUCACCAACAACAAGGAUGCUUCGGUCAUGAUUUGUACUGAUGUUGCCUCUCGUGGUCUGGAUCUUCCCAACGUCGACUUUGUCAUCGAAUACGAUCCGGCAUUCAGCAAAGAUGACCACCUCCAUCGUAUUGGACGUACCGCUCGUGCAGGACGUGACGGGAGAGCCUUGAUCUUCCUCCAACCCGGCAACGAGGAAGGUUAUGUCGACAUUCUGAAAGAAGGCCGAAGAGACGCAGGACAUGGUCUCACUCGGCACGACGCUGUUGAGCUGUUGAAGAAGGGUCUGACGCCAACUUCGGGCACAGUGUCUUCCGGCCGCGAGUGGGAAGAGAAGGCAACAGACUGGCAACUUGAUGUCGAGAGAUGGGCUCUCGAGACUCCGAAACAUCUCGAGCAGGCUCGUCGCGCAUAUCAGAGUCACAUCAGAGCUUACGCUACCCAUGUGGCAGCAGAGAGAGGGAUUUUCAACAUCAAGACCCUUCACCUCGGUCACUUGGCGAAGGCGUUCGCGCUUAGAGACAAGCCUGGUAGCAUCAAGGUCCCAGGUCUACGUCCAGGCAAAGAAGACGCCAAGAAGUCCAAAGACUCUCGUCACAAAGCUAAUGUCAAGGGUGCAAAGAGCUCUGGCGAAAAGAGAUCUGCACCUGAUGGUGACGAUGGUCCCCAGGUGACUGAUGCUCAGGAAGCAGCCAGAAUCAUGCGGGCAAAGACAAAGGCCAUGAUGGGUGGCGGUGCUUCGGAGUUCAACUUGGGCUAA
Messenger RNA from Aureobasidium namibiae CBS 147.97, 2430 nucleotides. Its product is annotated as ATP-dependent RNA helicase dbp7. The record is from RefSeq and is a predicted model, not a curated record. Gene Ontology annotation, molecular function: ATP binding; RNA helicase activity; nucleic acid binding. Lineage: Eukaryota; Fungi; Ascomycota; Dothideomycetes; Dothideales; Saccotheciaceae. Gene Ontology annotation, cellular component: nucleus. Gene Ontology annotation, biological process: ribosome biogenesis. The transcript has a single exon. Bases 1 to 2430 code for a protein of 809 amino acids.